Molecule: messenger RNA, 799 nt
Organism: Sceloporus undulatus (fence lizard)
Lineage: Eukaryota; Metazoa; Chordata; Lepidosauria; Squamata; Phrynosomatidae
Gene: EEF1B2
Product: eukaryotic translation elongation factor 1 beta 2
Exons: 6
Coding region: 88-762 (224 amino acids)
Biological process (GO): translational elongation
Cellular component (GO): eukaryotic translation elongation factor 1 complex; cytosol
Molecular function (GO): guanyl-nucleotide exchange factor activity; translation elongation factor activity
Source: RefSeq, a predicted model, not a curated record
UGUGGCCUUUUCGGUCUCUGGCGGCGUGGCGGAGUUUUCUUUGUUUGAAGUGCUCUUCCUUGCUGACCCGCCUCCUCCGCCGCCAUUAUGGGCUUUGGGGACUUGAAAUCUCCCGCUGGGCUCCAUCUCCUGAACACCUUCUUGGCGGACAAGAGCUACAUCGAGGGGUAUGUCCCAUCCCAGGCAGAUGUUGCAGUGUUUGAAGCAGUUGGAGCUCCCCCUCCUGCAGAGCUGUUCCAUGCCCUCCGGUGGUACAACCACAUUAAGUCCUAUGAAAAACAAAAGGCAAGUUUGCCUGGAGUGAAGAAGGCUUUGGGGAAAUAUGGUCCUGCAGAUGUUGAAGACACAACAGGUGCCGGUGGAGACAGCAAAGACGAUGAUGAUAUUGAUCUCUUUGGCUCUGAUGAAGAGGAGGAAAGUGAAGAAGCAAAAAGAUUAAGGGAAGAGCGACUUGCUCAGUAUGAAUCAAAGAAAGCCAAAAAACCAGCACUAGUUGCCAAGUCGUCCAUUUUGUUGGAUGUGAAGCCAUGGGAUGAUGAGACGGACAUGGCCAAACUGGAAGAGUGUGUUAGAAGCAUCCAAGCUGAUGGCUUGGUUUGGGGAUCCUCCAAACUGGUUCCAGUUGGUUAUGGAAUCAAGAAGCUUCAGAUUCAGUGUGUGGUUGAAGAUGACAAAGUUGGAACUGAUAUGUUGGAAGAGAAGAUCACUGCUUUUGAAGAUUAUGUACAAUCAAUGGACGUAGCUGCUUUCAACAAAAUUUAAAUCUUCAUAACAUCAGAAAUAAAAUGACUGCAAUGUU